Messenger RNA from Clavispora lusitaniae ATCC 42720, 2511 nucleotides. Lineage: Eukaryota; Fungi; Ascomycota; Pichiomycetes; Serinales; Metschnikowiaceae. The record is from RefSeq and is a predicted model, not a curated record.
AUGGCAUUUUUGCCCAUCCGCGUCAUCUUCCGAUUUCUUUUGAUCCGCGCGUUGAUAGGCAUGCGAGCUCGUCUGCGAUUGGGCGUAAAGCUUUAUCUACACAGCUAUCGUUUGGCCCUCAAAACUACCUAUAUUAAUCGCUCUGUCCCGCAACUUUUUGUGAACAGCUUUGCCUCAAAACUUUUGCCAAUGGAGAAGAUAAAGCACAUUCUCAGUUCUGAGCGUACUGUUCAGGACGAAAAGCUUGUAUCAAGUGAUGUCCCAGACGAGUUGGCUCUUUCCGUGUCCAAGUCAGCAGAAUAUGAUCCAGUUGACCAGACUAUUGCAGCCCAAAUCUCGAAUGAUGAGUACGCUGCUAUCACCGUCGAGGAUGACUCUCCAUAUCCCGAAGUGAGAGCUUCUGUUCCUUCUACAGAUGACCCAUCUUUGCCUCAGGGUACCAUUCGUAUGUGGGUUAUCGGUUUCAUUUUGACUACCCUUGGAUGUGGUAUGAACAUGCUUUUUUCCAUGCAUUCUCCAUCUUUCUCCAUUACCACUUUCGUCACUUCUGUUUUGGCCUAUCCUAUUGGUAAGGCUUGGCAGUGGUGGAUGCCAAAAGUUGAUAUCUUCGGUUUGCCUUUGAACCCAGGGCCUUUCAACUUGAAAGAACACACUCUUAUUACUGUCAUGGGCUCUGCAUCCUUUGGUGGUGGUGUUGCUUACGCUACGGAUAUCCUCUUGGCCCAAAACAGAUUCUACAGCUCUGACUUUGGUGUUGGUUUUGGCAUUUGUGCUAUUUUGUCUACCCAAGUUAUUGGUUUCUCUUUGGCAGGUUUGGCUCGUAAAGUUUUGGUUGAUUCUCCCUCUGCCAUUUGGCCAUCUAACUUGGUCACGGCCACUUUCUUGACCAAUCUUCACAUCAACGCAAAUCACGAAGCUAACGGUUGGAAAAUUUCCAGACUUGCGUUCUUUGGUUUGAUUUUUGUUGGAAACUUCAUCUGGUACUUUUUCCCGGGUUACAUCUUUACUGCAUUGUCUUACCUUGCUUGGCCAACAUGGAUUGCACCAAAUAACGUUACUGUUAACCAGGUGUUCGGUGCUUCUAGUGGUAUGGGUUUGAUGCCUACUACUCUUGAUUGGAACCAAAUUGCUGGAUACAUUGGUUCUCCUUUGAUUCCUCCCGCAUCAACUAUCCUCACUAUCUUCCUGUCGAUUGUUCUUAUCUUUUGGAUUAUCGUUCCAGCAGUUUAUUACUCCAACACUUGGUAUUCCAAGUACUUGCCAUUUUCCAGUUCAGGAUCUUAUGACAGAUACGGCCAGACAUACAAUGUUCUGAAAAUUGUUAAUGUUGACACUUUGAGUUUUGACAAGAAGGCUUACGAGAACUACUCGCCAUUGUUCAUUUCUUCGACUUUUGCUAUUUCCUAUGGUUUGUCUUUUGCUUCUAUCAUUGCAACUUUAGUUCACACAGCUUUGUUCCACGGAAAAGAUAUCAUCAACCAAAUCAAACAGAAGGAAAAGCCAGAUGUGCACUUGCGUUUGAUGAGACAAAACUACAAGAAUAUUCCUGAGUGGUGGUUUGGAAUUACUUUCCUCUGCUCGCUCGCCCUUGCAAUUGUCACCAUCAGAUGCUGGAACACUGAAAUGCCUGUUUGGUCUUUGUUUGUUGCUCUUUUGAUUGCCAUUGUUUUCUUGUUACCUGUUGGUGUUAUCUAUUCGCUCACAAAUAUUGCAGUUGGUUUGAACGUUGUUACCGAGUUCAUUAUUGGUUACAUGGUUCCAGGUAAGCCAUUGUGUAUGAUGUUCUUCAAGACUUUUGGUUACAUCACCAACAGUCAGGCUGUUACUUUCUCCCAAGACAUGAAAUUGGGUCACUACAUGAAGGUUUCCCCACGUCUUAUGUUCUGGGUUCAAAUGCUCGCUACCAUUUGGGGAUCCCUUGUGCAAAUGGGUGUUUUGAGAUGGGCUUAUGGUGCUAUUGACAACUUGUGUGACCAACACCAAAAGAACCACUACAGUUGUCCAAACGGUAGAGUCUUUUUCAAUGCUUCUAUCAUCUGGGGUGUUAUUGGCCCAGAAAGAGUUUUCGGUGACGGUGCAGUCUACCACAAGAUUCUUUUCUUCUUCCUUUUGGGUUUCUUGCCUGUUGUCAACUGGUUGAUAUUGAAGAAGUGGCCAAACUCUAAGAUUAGAUGGUUGAACUGGCCUGUUUUCUUCUCUGGUACCGGUUACAUUCCACCUGCCACGCCAUACAACUACUCCACUUACUGUGUUGUUGGUAUGCUCUUCAGUGUUUUCAUCAAAAAGAGAUGGACUCACUGGUACUUCAAGUACAACUACUCCCUUUCCGCCGGUUUGGAUAUUGGUUUGGCCUAUUCUACAUUGAUCAUUUUCUUGGCUUUGCAAUUGACAACUACUGACUUCCCAAGCUGGUGGGGCAACAAUGUUGUUAACGGCACUCUUGACACCAAUAUUAUGACUAACUCGUGGACCCUUGCUGAGGGUGCCUUCUUUGGACCAACUAAGUGGUAA